Pseudoliparis swirei is the source of this 7671-nucleotide messenger RNA. It is a transcript of the gene tnksa, whose product is annotated as tankyrase, TRF1-interacting ankyrin-related ADP-ribose polymerase a. The record is from RefSeq and is a predicted model, not a curated record. Gene Ontology annotation, molecular function: protein binding; NAD+ poly-ADP-ribosyltransferase activity. The coding region runs from base 314 to 4234 and encodes 1306 amino acids. The transcript has 29 exons. NCBI's taxonomy places the organism in Eukaryota, Metazoa, Chordata, Actinopteri, Perciformes, Liparidae.
CAUGCGAAUCUCUAACUUUACAUACCUCCCAAAUAUUGUGUCAUUUAAUCCAUAAAGUAAAGGGGAAAAACAAACAUUUUAUAAUACAAACAUUUCACAGAGAAAAAUAAAACAGAGAUGAAUGCAAUGGUCAAGAAACCACAUGUUGUUGCUCAUGAAGUUGCUCUGAUAUUUUACUAAAGAUCGAUUAAACCGUUUUGGACACAGCUCCUUUCGCGUAAUCCCAGGAAAGCCCGAGCGGAAGUCGGACACUCCUGGGCAGGAAACUGUCGGCAGUGUUUUUGUUGCCAGUGGGGACUGUUGUGUUGUGAAAAUGGCGACGCCUCGUCGCUCCUCUCAGCAGCAGCAGCAGCAGCCAAACUCCCUGCUGUCGUCCCCGCCCCGCGGCGCCUCUCACUCCGCCACCCCGCUUGGCUCUCCGCCGGCUCCCACCGACGAUGCCAACACGCUCACCCGAGGAGGCCCGAUGGAAGACCGGUCUGAAGGCGAGGGAACCCCUGCCUCUCCCACCAGUACCACCACCGCCGCCACCUCCUCCUCCUCCUCCCCGGCUCUGGCCCUCACCGCCAGCAGCAGCAGCAGCAGCGCUAGCAGCAGCGUUAGCUCCCCGACAACCACCGAAGGUAGCGGGACCAGCCCCGGCUCCACGCCCGACUCGGGCAGCGGGGACGCGUGCAGCAGCAGCAGCAGCAGUAGUAGCAGCAGCGGCGGCGGCGGCUGUGCUAACGGGGCUUUCAGGGAGCUGUUCGAAGCCUGUCGGACCGGCGACGUUACGAGGGUGAAGAAACAAGUGGACACGCUGAACGUGAAUGCCAAAGACAUGGCUGGACGUAAAUCGACGCCGCUGCAUUUCGCCGCAGGUUUUGGGCGGAGAGAUGUGGUGGACCACCUGCUUCAGAUGGGCGCCAAUGUGCACGCACGGGACGACGGUGGUCUGAUCCCGCUUCACAACGCCUGCUCAUUCGGGCACUCCGAGGUGGUGUCCCUGCUGCUGUGUCAGGGGGCCGACCCCAACUCUCGAGACAACUGGAACUACACGCCACUCCACGAAGCUGCCAUCAAGGGCAAGAUAGACGUCUGUAUCGUGUUACUGCAGCACGGAGCCGACCCCAACAUCCGCAACACCGAUGGCAAGUCCGCCCUGGACCUGGGCGAGCCCUCCGCCAAGGCCAUUCUCACAGGUGAAUACAAAAAGGAUGAGCUCCUGGAGGCGGCGAGGAGUGGAAACGAAGAGAAGCUCAUGGCCUUGCUCACUCCGCUGAACGUCAACUGCCACGCUAGCGACGGCCGCAAGUCCACUCCGCUACACCUGGCAGCGGGAUACAACCGGGUGAGGAUCGUACAGCUGCUCCUCCAGCAUGGAGCAGAUGUUCACGCCAAGGACAAGGGGUUCGUACAACCACAUGGAGGUUCAAGAAACGGUCUGGUGCCUCUACAUAACGCCUGCUCUUAUGGACAUUAUGAAGUUACUGAGCUGCUGCUAAAGCAUGGGGCGUGUGUGAACGCCAUGGAUCUGUGGCAGUUCACCCCACUUCACGAGGCGGCAUCUAAAAACAGAGUGGAGGUGUGCUCCCUGCUGCUGAGCCACGGGGCUGACCCGACCCUGCUCAACUGCCACAGCAAGAGCUCCGUGGACAUGGCGCCCACCCCCGAGCUGAAGGAGAGACUGGCAUAUGAGUUCAAGGGCCACUCGCUGCUUCAAGCUGCUCGAGAAGCUGACAUGGCCAAGGCCAAGAAGACCCUCGCCAUGGAGAUCAUCAACUUCAAACACCCUCACACACACGAGACCGCGCUGCAUUGUGCUGUAGCAUCGCCGCACCCGAAGAGGAAACAGGUGACGGAGCUGCUGUUGAGGAAAGGCGCCAGCGUCCAUGAGAAGAAUAAAGAUUUCAUGACUCCUCUCCAUGUGGCAGCAGAACGUGCUCAUAAUGACAUCAUGGAGGUGCUGCAGAAACAUGGUGCCAAGGUGAACGCCGUGGACACGCUGGGUCAGACGGCGCUGCAUCGCGCGGCGAUGGCGGGCCACCUUCAGACCUGCAGGCUGUUGCUAGGAUACGGGGCGGACGCCUCGCUGGUGUCCCUGCAGGGUUUCACUGCCGCUCAAAUGGGAAAUGAAGGCGUUCAGCAAAUACUCAACGAGAACGUCCCGGUGAGAAACUCCGACGUUGACUACAGACUUCUGGAAGCUGCUAAAGCCGGAGACAUGGAUACUGUCAAGUCGUUGUGUACGGCUCAGAAUGUGAAUUGCCGAGAUCUGGAGGGAAGACACUCCACUCCCCUUCACUUUGCUGCCGGCUACAACCGAGUGACGGUGGUGGAGUACCUGCUGCACCACGGGGCCGACGUGCACGCCAAGGACAAAGGCGGCCUGGUUCCCCUCCAUAACGCCUGUUCGUACGGUCACUACGAGGUGGCCGAGCUGCUGGUCAGACACGGGGCCUCGGUCAACGUGGCCGACUUGUGGAAGUUCACGCCGCUCCAUGAAGCCGCUGCCAAGGGCAAAUAUGAGAUCUGCAAGCUGCUGCUCAAGCACGGCGCAGACCCCACCAAGAAGAACCGAGACGGGAACACGUCUCUGGACCUGGUGAAGGACGGGGACACCGACAUCCAGGACCUGCUGAGAGGAGACGCCGCGCUGCUGGACGCCGCUAAAAAAGGCUGCCUGGCUCGGGUGCAGAAGUUAUGCAGCCCCGACAACAUCAACUGUCGGGAUACGCAGGGGCGCAACUCGACACCGCUGCACCUCGCAGCUGGCUACAACAACCUGGAGGUAGCAGAGUAUCUGUUGGAGCAUGGAGCCGAUGUGAAUGCCCAGGACAAAGGAGGACUUAUACCUUUACACAAUGCUGCUUCAUACGGGCACGUGGACAUCGCCGCCCUCUUGAUCAAGUACAACACGUGUGUCAACGCCACAGACAAGUGGGCGUUUACUCCCCUCCACGAGGCGGCCCAGAAGGGGCGGACUCAGCUCUGCGCUCUGCUAUUGGCCCAUGGAGCCGAUCCCACCAUGAAGAACCAGGAGGGACAGACGCCGCUGGACUUGGCGACGGCUGAUGACAUCAGAGCAUUGUUGAUUGACGCCAUGCCGCCAGAUGCCCUGCCGAGCUGCUUAAAGCCCCAGGCCACUGUGGUGAGCGCGAGUGUGGUGAGUGCUGGUGCGACAGGGGGCGUGGUCAUCUCUCCCUCUCCAUCCUGUCUGUCUGCAGCCAGCAGCAUAGACAACCUGACCACGCCUCUCAGUGACCUCACUGUGGGCGGUGCCACUGGACCAGCAGACGGAGCUGCGUCUGGGUCCGACAGGAAGGAAGGAGAAAGUGUGUACACUCUGCUGGACAUGACCAUCAACCAGUUCUUAAAAAGCCUGGGGUUGGAGCACCUCCGAGACACCUUCCAGCGGGAACAGAUUUCGCUGGAUGUGCUGUCAGACAUGGGUCACGAGGAGCUGAAAGAGAUCGGCAUCAACGCUUACGGUCACAGACAUAAACUCAUCAAGGGCAUCGAGAGGCUGCUGGGAGGCCAGCAAGGUGCAAACCCAUACCUGACGUUCCACUGCUCCAGCCAGGGCACCGUGCUCAUUGACCUGGCACCGGACGACAAGGAGUUCCAGUCUGUGGAGGAGGAACUGCAGAGCACGAUCAGAGAACAUCGCGAUGGCGGCAACGCAGGUGGCGUCUUCAGCCGGUACAACAUCAUCAAGAUUCAGAAGGUGGUGAAUAAGAAGCUGCGGGAGAGAUACGCACACAGACAAAAGGAAAUAGCGGACGAGAAUCACAACCAUCACAACGAGCGAAUGCUCUUUCACGGUUCCCCCUUCAUCAACGCCAUCAUCCACAAGGGCUUCGACGAGCGGCACGCAUACAUCGGCGGCAUGUUUGGCGCUGGGAUCUAUUUCGCCGAGAACUCGUCCAAAAGCAACCAGUACGUGUACGGGAUUGGUGGAGGCACGGGAUGUCCCACCCACAAAGACCGCUCCUGCUACGUGUGCCACAGGCCGAUGCUGUUCUGCAGAGUGACGCUGGGGAAGUCGUUUCUUCAGUUCAGUGCGAUGAAGAUGGCCCACGCCCCCCCGGGGCACCACUCUGUCAUCGGGCGACCCAGCGUCAACGGACUGGCGUACGCCGAGUACGUCAUCUACAGAGGGGAGCAGGCUUACCCAGAAUACUUGAUCACGUACCAGAUUGUGAAGCCAGAGAUUGCGGCUGCGCCCGCUGCCGCCCCCGAGCAGAAGUCCUAGAACGCGCUCACAGUUGGAGCCAGACUGCAACGGACUAGAACCGCUCUCUGAGAGGAGACUCGCGAUGAACUCGAUGGACGUUUCAAACCUCAGAAACCCCGAAUUAAAGUCUCCGGAGCUCAACUUGAGGCGGGCGAGGUGAAGCCUCGACGGCGCAGUGGUCGGACGACGCUCUGAAAACAGACCUGGAUGUGUCUUAAGAGGAGAAGAAAAGGAGGAUGUGGUACAGGCUCAGUCCAAAGCAGCAGGCAGCGGAAUCUAUCGGUUGCGUUAAUUAAUGGGGUCGAAUUCAGAGAAAAUGCAAUGGGUUCGAUCAACCACUCUGGAAGUGUACCAGUUAGCGGAUUUUUAAAUGUGCGGGCCCUCUCGGCUUGAUUCUUUAAACAAUUAGUCAAAGCAAUUCGAACAGCACACGGUCCAAAGCGACCCGACGUCCCUGAUGUCGCGCUGCUCAUGUAAUCUACCCUCAGUUCCUGAAUGUGUCGUUUUGAUGUUGUGUCCUCUUUCGGCUUUGUGCUUCAUCCAGGGCAGCGAAACACCGAUGGUCGCCGUGCUGAGAACAGAAACCCAGCACAUUUUAGGUUGCAGCUUGUCACAUUUGUCUCUCUCUCUCUCUCAUUUUCUCUCUCGCUCUCUCUCUCGCUUCUUUUCCGCUGUAAACAAAGUAGAAGUUAUAAAACGAGAGUGAGCGAAGAGAAGCGAAAGACAUUACAGCGAACAAAUACCCAUAAAUCGAUAGGAGGAAAACAAACGGGACCACAAAUCCACUGCUUCGGUGGCAGAGUCCAUACUGGGACCACAUUCGACGGAACCAGUUCAUGUCAGAGCUGCUGCCAAAAAAACAUGAACAAAAACGUUUUUUUUUUUUUUAGAUGAAUGGGCCAGAAAAUCCCAAACUGACUUCUUACAGGCAAGCGGCAAACAGACACCGACACCCGAAAUAUACAUUCAGAGCAUUAAUAAAGCAGUAAACAUUUUGACUGUAAACAAUAUUGUAAUAUAAUCAAUGGGUACUUGACCAGAGAAUGAAGUAGCUUUCUCUCUCCCUUUCCCUCCCUCUCUCUCUCUCUCUCUCUCUCUCUCUCUCUCUAAUGGCCACCGCCCUGCACUGUGCCCAUACGGUGGUUACCCAUCGCCACUCUUCCUCCACUCCAAGCUGCACACGGCAAAACACAAACUACUCAAGUUUUAAUCAAAAAUCUGGAAAAUACGGUCUGUUUUAUUUCACCGAGCUCUUUGUUUACCAACUUCCUCUGGGUGGUGCACUGAUGGUGUUGUUACGUGAUCUCCUUUGCUGUGAGGAGUGACUGUUACCAACACAAGAAAUAGCUUUGGAGACAAAAGUCCACCUUUUCGAGGUUACUUGUCAAUUGCAGGUAAAUAUUCAUGAGAUAUAACAUAACGUUCUGCUUCCCACUCACACCUGGAGCAUCUUUCUGUUUUGUGUUUUAAAGCCUGGAUCCACAUUGUUUUUUGUUUAUUGCCUCGUGCCUCUUUUCCUUUGAACUCUUGCUGCCCCCUAGGGGUGCAGCAGAGGAAUUGCUGGCCGGUAGUAUUGAGUUGAAGUAAACGAGUGGAAGCCAUUCCUACACUGCUAUCAGUGUUUUCCUGGGGGUCCAUUCCAUUUUUGUGUUUUGUUGUUUUGUGUCUAUAUUUCCAGGUCAACUUCAUACUGUCGAGUUUACACUCCGCAAACGUGACCCUCGUCACCGUGUCUCAGCAAGCCAUUUAGCGGGCUGGUCCAAGGCUUCCAAAAGAUAUUUAAAUGAACAGAGAUCUGCAAGUUGGUUGAGGAUGACGAGAAGGAUACGUUUUCUAUUUGUUUUACCCAUUUUUUAUUUUCGUGACGCACUAACAUGUUCCACAAACCUCAUGACAGCCAGAAGAUAAGCAAACGCCUCACACAGCCUCGACGCUUGAACUGUAUGUUUUUUGUUGUUUUUAUUAUACCGACCAUGUUUUCUGUUUUAAUAUUUAUGAUUAUUAUUUGUGAUUAUUGGUCAUGUUCACUACCUGGGACCACACGUGACUGUAUCGUCUCCUUCAAGUGGAGCAGUGCUGAGGGAAAAGGCCUUUACCGCUCAGUGGAGAAUGAAAGCAUUGCCUUGGAAACGUACGAUGAAUGAGAGCUGGUUCAUAUCCGGUGCACAAUGUACAAAAUCUGUGAGGGACGGGCCAUUAAUUUCUGACGAAGCUGCUCUGAUAUUUGAUUUUUCUUUCUUAUUUUAUCCCGCCUUUGUUUCAGUGUCUGCCAGACAAACUCAGAUUUCAGCUGAUUUGCAUUCGCACGGUGAAGAUGACGUCGGUCCGAGUCAGGUGCGCCCAAACAUGUUGACGAAGUCUCCAUAUGUGAACGGGCAACGCGGAGAAGCCCCAAAACUAUUACACUCUCGUUUUCUUUUUUUUCCCACACUAUUUUCUACCCGUGAAAUGUUCACGUCAGCAAUUUCUCCGCUCGGUUUCUCCGCUCACAUGUUUGAUGGCAAUCGUUCAUCCCGAUAACGAUGAGUGGGAACAUUAAUGGAGUGGCGCACAUUUCAAAGUGAUUAAUUGGGAGGAAAAUCGAAAAGACAUGAAUACAAAAACUAUCUAAUGAAUAAGUAGGGAAGAAUAACAACUGAUGAUUUUUGUAAAAAUGAGAAACUAAUAAGCUUGAAAUUAAAUUGUCCUCGUGAAGGAGAUAUACAACAGUUGCAGCACUGGGACUGAGUUGCUACAGUACUCGGCCCUCAGUGAAUAACUGAAAUAUUACAAACAUAAUAUCCAUCAUUGUUUUUCCUGCAGUAAAUUAUAUUAAGUCUUAGCAUUUCACUAAUUUGCCUGAUUUAUGAAGGUCGGAUAUGAUUUUUCCCUAAGAAGUUUUUUCGGAGUCUUGACCGAAUUUUCACGUUUCCCGAUGGUUAUUAUUUUUUGAAGCCCCUUCUGUGUUUCCCCUGAUCAGAGUCAGCAGAAAGAUGAAUAUGUCGGAUCGCGUGGCAGCGAAGCUCUCGGCCUAAACGGAGAACGUAGAGGUCACGGCGUUGACCUCGUGGAGGUCGGCUGCGGGCCUCGUUUUAAAUGACACUGUACAUAAACAAACUCCAGACGGGCCUUUUUAAGGAUGAUUUUGAGUGUAUUUUUCUUGCUUUCUUUUCUCGUUGCAAAGACUUUUUUAAAUGUGAAAGAUAUUUGAACUGUGUUUGAGCUGGCCUGCCUCGACUCAUCGGUCUCGAGGGCCGGUCGGCCACGUUGCUGUAAACGGUUUGGAGUCGAUGGAUCCACGCGUCGCCUUCUGACCUGCCUUGUACCCAACGGCACCAUGAACACACCUCAUCAGUAACGUUUGACUUCCUGUGGUACACACUGUGGUACACACUGUGGUACAGAGCUGCUGACCAGUUAACAUGUGGAACAGUUACACUUGUACAGAAGAAAAUAAUAAAAAGAACUUAACAAAG